Bipolaris zeicola 26-R-13 is the source of this 222-nucleotide messenger RNA. RefSeq lists its product as uncharacterized. NCBI's taxonomy places the organism in Eukaryota, Fungi, Ascomycota, Dothideomycetes, Pleosporales, Pleosporaceae. Gene Ontology annotation, molecular function: DNA-directed RNA polymerase activity; DNA binding; zinc ion binding. Gene Ontology annotation, biological process: tRNA transcription by RNA polymerase III; transcription by RNA polymerase I; transcription by RNA polymerase II. The transcript is spliced from 4 exons. The record is from RefSeq and is a predicted model, not a curated record. Gene Ontology annotation, cellular component: RNA polymerase III complex; RNA polymerase I complex; RNA polymerase II, core complex. The annotation marks the transcript as partial.
AUGAUUGUCCCGAUCCGUUGCUUUUCUUGUGGCAAGGUCACCGGCGACCUGUGGGAGAAAUACAUGGCACUUCUCAGUGAUGGCAUGGAGGAAGCUGAAGCACUCGAUAGCGUCGGUCUUCAGCGCUACUGCUGCCGCCGCAUGAUUCUCACUCACGUCGAUCUGAUUGAGAAGCUCCUGAAGUACAACGCCAGCGAACGAGAACAAGCCCGCGCGGCCCGC